AUGAGCGAUACACGAACAGCCAUUCCCCGGUCCGUUGAAGAGUGGCAGCUUCAGUGGCUUCCAACCGCCAAAGUCAACUUGGAGAAUCUGUCGUCGUGGAGGAGAUACUGCACCAGCUUCACUACUCAGAUCCCUGAACGGACAUUUGCAUUAGCCCGCCAUUAUCAACUGCAAGUAUCUCGAGUUGAGCAAGAGGACUUCAGUGGCGGUGGUGUUCUUUUUACCCCUAAAAUCCACAACACUCGCUCCAGGGGGCAGGCACCCCAGCUUCCAAUCCCCCCACCGGACUUCACCAAGACGCCUCCCAGCAAACCCGAUUCUGAAUUUGAAACUCCCAAAUUUGAUAACGAUCCUGACUCUGUCUCGCGCAUGUCUUCACCGCGGAGUUCACAGAUUGGAGACAUCAAGGCCAUCAUAGAGGUCAAGCCAGUGUUGAGGCAGAAGAAAGAGGCCCAGAUUCGCAUACAAGAGAGUCACCAGAUUGUUGCCAGCUUACUGGCAGACUACAAAUCCCCGAUCAUCCAACGUCGGGCUAAACCACAAGAGAUAUACAUCUCCUUGGCUAAGUACGAUGAUGAUUACAUCGCCUAUCUACAGACCGGAGGAAUCGACAACAACCCCUUCCUCGUGAUGCAUCAGUUCGGCCCUUGGGACACUAACAACCCGAGAGCAAUGGCCGAACUAGGUCCCAUUCCCCUGGCCCUCACACUCAAAGCCCAGCAUUAUUAG
This is a messenger RNA of Aspergillus sclerotioniger CBS 115572, 729 nucleotides long. RefSeq lists its product as uncharacterized. Lineage: Eukaryota; Fungi; Ascomycota; Eurotiomycetes; Eurotiales; Aspergillaceae. The coding region runs from base 1 to 729 and encodes 242 amino acids. The transcript is spliced from 4 exons. The record is from RefSeq and is a predicted model, not a curated record.